Messenger RNA from Trichoderma gamsii, 4557 nucleotides. RefSeq lists its product as hypothetical. Gene Ontology annotation, molecular function: small GTPase binding; DNA binding. The record is from RefSeq and is a predicted model, not a curated record. The coding region runs from base 1 to 4557 and encodes 1518 amino acids. Gene Ontology annotation, biological process: DNA strand elongation involved in DNA replication; intracellular protein transport; DNA replication. Gene Ontology annotation, cellular component: delta DNA polymerase complex. NCBI's taxonomy places the organism in Eukaryota, Fungi, Ascomycota, Sordariomycetes, Hypocreales, Hypocreaceae. The transcript has 11 exons.
AUGGUCAAGCUCGAAGAUGUCUCUAGUCUCUUGCAGACGCCUGCGGAUCUCUCCCAGAAGGCGCCCAUCCGAGCAGAGUCAGCAUACAAACCGCUUCAUUCCUUCGCCUUGGAGAAGCAGCGAUCCUACAAGCAGCAAUUUGGCGACAUGUACUUCUUGCGGCUCACCAAGAUCAAGCCCGCGGUAGAAAAGGUGGCUGCAAAGGCAUGGGAAGGCACAGAGAUUGGCGGCGAGCGAGCGACGAGGGUUGAACGAGUGCUUGAUGUUCGGCAGGGCGAGUUGUGCUGGGUUGCGGGAACGGUUUACAUGGACAUGCGGCUGAAGCCCAACAUCCUUGAGGAUGUGUCCAAGGAUCGUUGGCUAUCUGCGCCCAUCUCCUCGCAAAAGUACUACUCCGACGACGGCUCCGAUCAGAUCAUGCUGGAAGACGACUCAGGCCGUGUGCGCUUAGUCGGCGACGUGCUCAAUAACAUCCCACUUGUCACCGGUUGCAUCAUUGCUGUUAUGGGCACCGAGAAUACAAACGGCGAGUUCGAGGUCAUUGAUCUGAAAGUUCCCGACUUGGCUCCUCAGCCAGAGCGCUGGGCCCUCUCCAAACCACCUACCGCGAGCGGCAAAUCCGAAGGCGAGGAUACAGAAAUGACGGAUAGCCCUUCACAGAGCGGUGGCAAGAAGAUUGCCAUCGUAUCGGGGUUGUCCUUUUCCGGUACCGACGCGUCAUAUGAUCUUGAGCUGGAUCUUUUGUUGGAGUAUCUGCUUGGAGAGGCACUCGGCCCCGACGAGCAGACCAAUCUUUCACAAAUCAGUAGGCUCAUUAUCGCUGGUAAUUCUAUUUCCACCAUCAAAGAGAAGGACGACGACGAAGGCGGCGAAGAUGAAGAUGAAAAGAAGGCGGUGCAGAAGAAAUACGGCUACGAUGCCAGCGCUUACAACCCCGUGCCAUCCCAGCUCUUUGAUCAGUUUGUCUCGGAGCUGCUACCUUCCAUCCCUGUCACCCUCCUCCCCGGUGCUCAGGAUCCCGCCAACGCAAGCUAUCCUCAGCAACCCGUUCACAGCGCCAUGUUUCCCCUUUCACGAGCCUAUGCGGCGGAACUUGGUACAAAAGCAGCAUCACAGCCUGGGUGGUUCGACCCCGUGACGAAUCCAUGGGAAGCAGAGGUAGAAGGGUGGAGGAUAUUGGGCACGGGUGGCCAAAACGUGGACGAUGUGUUCAAGUAUGUGGAGAGCGACGACCGACUAGGCAUGAUGGAGGCCAUGUGCAGAUGGAGGUGCUGCGCUCCCACCGCACCCGAUACAUUAUGGAGUUAUCCAUUCCAAGAAGACGACCCUUUCGUCCUCAAGACCUGCCCCCACGUCUACUUUGUUGGCUGCCAACCCGAGUUUGCAACCAAGGUCAUUCACGGCCCUGACGGCCAAAGUGUGCGCCUUAUUGCUGUGCCGUCAUUUUCGAAAACGAAGGAGUUUGUGUUGAUGGAUACGGAAACCUUGGAAGUGACGAGGAGCCUUGCUCCCAGCAGCGACGAGGCAACCUCCAAAAAAAGUCGACGCGAACCAAACAUACCUACCGCCAACACAAACACCACAUUGUACAUACGCCUUCAAGCCCUCUCUCCGCCUGUGUCUCGUCAACAUAGCGCACCCAUCCACGCCCGGUAUCCGACGCGAACAGAACUCACGAUGGCGGCCGACGUUGGCCACAUUGCACAGCUGCUGCAGGCAACUCUGGAUCCUGCUCAGCACCGCACAGCCGAGGCUGCUCUCAAGCAGGAGGCGGCCAAGCCUCAGUACUCACUGACGCUGCUCACGAUUGUUAGCAACGACUCUCUGCCCAUCAACACUCGGCUAGGCGCUGCUUUGGCCUUCAAGAACUUCAUCCGAAACAACUAUGUGGACGCCGAUGGAAACUACAAGAUCCCUCAGGACGAGGUCCAGACAAUUAAAGAGCGCCUCAUCGGGCUGAUGAUCGCUUCUCCUGCCAACAUUCAGAGCCAGCUGGGUGAGGCUGUCAGCAUUAUAGCCGACUCAGACUUUUGGGAGCGAUGGGAUACUCUAACCCAGGACCUUGUCAGCCGUUUCUCCGCCACCGAUCCCAAGGCGAACAUUGGUGUGCUGGAGGUAGCUCAUUCCAUCUUCGUUCGAUGGAGGCCGCUCAUGGCAACGACCGCCCUGUAUACCGAAAUCAACCAUGUCAUCAACACAUUUGGCGCUCCAUUCUUCCAGUUGUUAGCGACUACCGACAGUAAAAUCACCGAGAAUGCGCAAGACAAGGCGGCUCUUCAAGGCUGGUUUGAGGUUCUAAGCUUGCAGCUGAAAAUUAUGUUCGACAUGUCUUGCCACGACCUGCCUCCUGUUUUCGAAGACAACCUCUCCAGCAUCUCCGAGCUGCUUCACAAGUAUCUGAACUACUCCAAUGCCAUCCUGAAUACCGACGACGACGAUGAAGUCAGCGUUGUCGACACCGCCAAGGCCGACAUUUGCGACUUCCUUGAGCUCUAUACCUUCAAAUAUGACGCAGAUUUCUCUCAAUACUGCAAGCCAUUCAUCACAAGCACCUGGAACCUGGUGUCAUCCAUUGGCUCAGAGACAAAGUACGACACUCUUGUCAGCAAGUCACUGCACUUCUUGGCGGCAGUUGCGGCGACUCGAGAGCAUUCCGAGCUCUUCAACAACGAAGAAGUCCUCACCCAGAUUAUUGAAAAGGUUAUUCUGCCCAAUGUUAGCCUGCGAGACUCUGAUAUCGAACUGUUUGAGGAUGAGCCGAUUGAGUAUAUUCGCCGAGACUUGGAGGGCUCUGAUACGGGCUCUCGACGCAGAUCAGCCACCGACUUCCUCCGCAGUCUGCAAGAGAAAUUUGAGGCCCCCGUUACUGGCUCUGUCUCGAGAUACAUCAACCACUACCUCACCCAAGGAAAAUCCGAUUGGAAGUCUAAAGACACUGCCGUCUACCUGUUCAUUUCGAUUGCCGCCAAGGGUGCCGUCACACAGGCUCAAGGCGUCAAGACCGUCAACCCACUUGUCAACGUUGUCGACUUCUUCGAGCAGCAUAUUGCAUCUGACCUGGUGAAUGGAGAGGGAAUUGAGCCAAUCUCUAAAGUUGACGCAAUUAAAUUUCUCUACACAUUCCGCAGUCAGCUGUCCAAGGAGCAGUGGAAAGUGGCGAUUGGUCCGUUGAUUCAGAACCUCAACUCGUCCAACUAUGUUGUAUAUACCUACGCGGCCAUUGCCGUGGAGCGCGUGCUGUUUCUGACAGACGAUGCGGGCAAUGCAAUGUUCCCCCGCGCAGACAUUGAGCCGUUCGCAAAGGAUCUGCUCACUCAUCUUUUCAAGCUGAUAGAAAGGGAGACUAGCGCUCCCAAGUUGCAGGAAAACGAAUUCUUGAUGCGAUGCGUGAUGAGAAUUCUCAUUGUCAUCAAGGACGGAGCGGGCCCCUGGCUCGAUACUAUCCUGACACACCUUAUUCUCAUUACAAAUGUGAUGAAGUCUAACCCUAGCAACCCUCGCUUUUACUACUAUCACUUUGAGGCUCUCGGCGCUCUGGUACGAUACUGUGCCGCGACGCAUGCCGCUGCAAUUAAUCAGAAACUAUGGGAACCAGCACAUCAAAUCCUGGUUGACGAUGUUACGGAAUUUAUUCCAUACGUCUUCCAGAUCCUGGCGCAGCUCCUUGAGUCCAGCCCUGUGGAUUCCGUCUCUGACAAUUACAAGGCACUACUUGGUCCUCUACUGCAGCCUCCUUUGUGGGAAACCAGGGGCAACAUCCCAGCCUGCACACGCUUGUUGGCCGCGCUUAUUCCCAGAGUAGCCAAGGAGAUUGUUACUGAGAAUCAGACUGAGGCUGUUCUUGGAAUUUUUCAACGACUACUCAGCGGAAAGAAGUCAGAGCUCCAUGCAUUUGACAUUCUUGAGGCUAUUGUCAACUCUUUUGAGCCAUCGGCUCUUGACCCGUACUUUGACACCAUUCUCAGGCUGCUUUUCACAAAGCUACAAGGAUCCCCAGCUGAUUCUUUCAAGAUCCGCUUCGUUCGAUUCUUUCAUCUCGUUGGAGGGAAGCUGGAAGCUGGCUACGGAGCAGAUUACUUUGUCAAGCAUGCCGACAAAGUAGACGAGAAAGUCUUUGCCCAAGUUUAUCCUCCAUUUAUCCUGCAGGAAACAGACAAACUGGCAAGACCCGUUGAUCGAAAGGCUGCUGUGGUCUCUCUGACCAAAACGCUAUGCGAUUCUCAAGUGUUCGCUACCAAGUUCGCCAAGGGCUGGGGAAACACCUGCAGGAUUCUCCUCACUCUGCUGGCACACCCUCCCAGCGUUGCCGCUGGCGUCGGAGACGAAAUCGUUACUGAAAACUCUCCUGAUGAUAUUGGAUUUGGAUUGACAUUCACGGCCCUCAACACGUGCAAGCUUGCUGCGCGGGAUGACUUCCCCGAGGUGCAGGAUGUGACUACCUGGGUCAAGCAGUACAUGGUUGGGGCUAACCAGAGACAUGGCGGUGCCAUUGAGGGCUUCAUCUCGCAGCGUCUUACGCCCGAGCUGCAGCAAGCCAUUGCUCAGUACAUUCGAUAA